AUGCUCGUGGUUCUAGUGGUGGUGGGAGAGACCGGUUCGGGGAAAACAACUCAGCUCCCGCAGUACCUUCACGAGGUGGGGUACACGAAGGUGGGCAAGGUAGGUUGCACGCAGCCGAGAAGGGUGGCGGCGAUGUCGGUGGCGGCUCGCGUUUCUCAGGAGAUGGACAAGAAGCUCGGGCAGGAGGUCGGCUACAGCAUCCGGUUCGAGGACUGCACGAGCGACGCAACCGUCGUCAAGUACAUGACAGACGGCAUGCUCCUGCGUGAGCUGCUGACGGAGCCAGACCUCGGGGGCUACAGCGUCAUGAUGAUCGACGAGGCCCACGAGAGGACUCUUCACACGGACGUUUUGUUCGGCCUGGUGAAGGACAUCUCCAGAUUCAGACCGGACUUUAAGGCGAGCUCUUUUGGUGAUUUUUUGCGUUUCGGGUGGCUCAUCAUCUCGUCCGCCACUUUGGACGCCGAGAAGUUCUCCAAGUUCUUCGACGACGCCGUCAUCUUCAUCUUCCCGGGACACAUGUACCCCGUGGACAUCCUGUACACAAAAGCGCCGGAGGCGGACUACCUUGACGCCGCCGUAGUAACGGUACUGCAGGCACACAUCUCCCAGCCUGUCCCAGGGGACAUCCUUGUCUUCCUCACCGGCCAGGAGGAGAUCGAGACGUGCGCCGAAAUCCUCACGCAGCNCCCUUCCCCCCCCGGCCCCCUUUUUUUUUUUUUUCUUCAGGCACACAUCUCCCAGCCUGUCCCAGGGGACAUCCUUGUCUUCCUCACCGGCCAGGAGGAGAUCGAGACGUGCGCCGAAAUCCUCACGCAGCGCACCCGCGGGCUAGGCUCCCGCAUCAGGGAGCUGCUCGUGUGCCCCAUCUACGCCUCGCUCCCCUCGGACCAGCAGGCCAAGAUCUUCGAGCCGACCCCGCCGGGGUCCCGCAAGGUGGUCCUGGGCACCAACAUCGCCGAGACGUCGCUGACUAUCGACGGCAUCUGCUUCGUCGUCGACACGGGGUUUUGCAAGCAGAAAAGCUACAACCCCCGCUCGGGCAUGGAGAGCCUCAUCGUCACGCCCAUCAGCAAGGCCGCUUCCAGACAAAGUGGAGGGCGGACCCAGCCGGGAAAGUGCUUCCGGCUUUUCACGGCCUGGUCUUUCCAGCACGAGCUCGAGGACAACACCGUGCCAGAGAUCCAGCGGACCAACAUGGGCAACGUGGUGCUCCUGCUCAAGAGCCUGGGGAUCAACGACCUGCUGCACUUCGAGUUCAUGGACCCCCCGCCGCCGGAGACGCUGAUCCGCGCCCUAGAGCAGCUCUAUGCACUUGGCGCGCUGAACGACCGAGGGGAGCUGACGAAGUUGGGGAGGCGUAUGGCGGAGUUCCCGCUAGACCCGAUGCUGAGCAAGACCGUCAUCGCUGCGGAGAAGUACGGCUGUGUGGAAGAGGUGUUGAGCAUCUGCGCCAUGCUCUCGUGCGGCAACUCGGUGUUCUACAGGCCCAAGGACCAUGCCGUCCACGCCGACAACGCCAGGCUCAACUUCGCCCGGGGAGGGGGCGGCGAUCACGGGACCCUGAUGAGGGUGUACAACCAGUGGGUCGAAACCAACUACAGCACGCAGGAAAUUUUUGAGGAGCGUAUUCUGUCGUCUCUUUCCGACGGCCCCCUCCCGUUGCAGUGGUGCUACGAGAACUACGUGCAAGUGCGGAGCCUGAACCGAGCCCGGGACAUCCGGGAGCAGCUGGAGGGCCUCUGCGAGAGGGUGGAGGUGGAAAUCUCGAGCAACCCGACGGAAAUGGAAGGGAUCGCGAAGUCGGUGACGUCCGGGUUUUUCUACAACACCGCCAAGAUGUCCAAGUCGGGUGACUACAAGACCAUCAAGAACCAACACACUGUCUACAUCCACCCCAGCAGCGUUCUCCAUAAGCAGGAGUGCAUCGACAUCAAGCCCGAGUGGCUGGUGGAGAUCGCGCCGCACUACUAUAACGGCAAGGACAUCGCGGACAGCGCCGCCAAGAAGCUGCCCAAGGUGGUCGGGGCCGUUUCGAAGGCGCAAAAAAAGCCCGUGAAAAAUGUCGCAGCGUGAGAAACGGCGUGUUGCCAGCGCAAAUGAGUUGAGGGGCAUGUGUCGCCUGCCCGCCAGGGAGAGUUGCGUGCUUGCUGCCGAGUGUGAGGGUGGGUGGGCACGGUGAUAACGGUAGGUGAUACCAGGCGUCUGCUCGGUGAUAGUCGAGGCUGCAGCCUGCGCCGGUCCGACGGGCCUCGUUGCCUCGAAUGGAAACUGUUCUGUACCGUACCAUAUGCCACACGGGUAUCAAUCCCCAUGACUGUCCUGUGCGGAUAGUGGGGAAAAAGGCCUUCAGGGGGUGGCGCGGUGAUUACCGUUCAUUUGGCUGAUGCUGGCCCUUAAAUACCGUAAGGAUGCGGGCCUUGGCGUACUGUGCGAUUAUGUUUCGUAAUGUUGUUGUUCUCCGAUUUUUGUCGCGCGGGUGCCAAGACGGUGGUGCGUGUCAAGACCCCGAUACCGACGAGGACAUGUAUCGAACUUAUCGUUUGGACCAACACUUCUCUAGCGCGCACCCCGUUCCAUGGCUCCGAUCCUUGCUAUUCUGAAUGCAGUCAAGGCGGUGAUGCAAGGUGAUUUAGACGCACACCCACAUGUGCGAUCCUGCGCAAUGCAUACAUUCUGUAGCGGGCGCCCGAACACUUCUACGUACCGCAGCAACAGGAUCGCAACACCACAAGCACAGAAACACCCCCGCCGCGAAGUACUGAACUCGAGAAGCGGGAUUUUCUCGCAGUUUCUCGCAGUUCGUCGACACCAAGGCGGCAAAACAAUCACUGCGUAGAACCUGCUGGACCGACUGAUGAGUGCGUCAGUACGCCUGGCGUCCGUGAGUUGGCGCCAUUGUCCGUGGCGGGGUUGGUCAACAGUCAUGAUUCCGACAUAAGAGGGGGCUCCAGUAUCAGAGGGUCGAUAUCGGUUGUCACGGACUCAACCCGGUAUUAUUAUGUAUUUGAGUGUAUUCGAGUUAAAUUACCCUCACAGACUAUCCCGGUGAAAAAUGGGGCUCUGAUAUAAGAGGGUCGAGGGCCUUUGUCACACCACCCUCUCGUAGCGGAGCCACGACUAGGCAGUGUUUCUUCCAGCGCUGAGGCUAGCUCUGUCGGGCGAGACAACGGGGUGCGGUCAGAUUUUGUUUCACCCGUUUCCUCGCGCGCACCGAAUUUUCGAAGAGUCCGCCUCGUCACACCUCCACGAACUCCGUUCCCCCUUUGCUUCAUACUCCGGAGUAGUGCUCUCACCAAUGUGGCGGAGAGGGGACAACCUUCAGCGAGUACGCUGUCGUGCGUUGCAUGAAUGCGUGCAUACCGGACCUACUUACAUAGUAGAUUCGAUAUCCUGAGCGCAUUGUCGUAGACAACCACCUCGUGAACGCCUGACCAACCAACGGUACACCGAGAGCUGCGUUGUUCGACACCAUACUUCCUAUCACCACCCCUCAACUCUCCCCCCAGGAUCAGACAGUGAUGGAAUAACGUGCACCGCAAGCUUUCACACACUAUUUGGGAACCAACCGUGAUUCUGUCGCCCUCCGCCCUUCCAGCGGUUUGUUGUGGUCCACCAACGGACGCGAACAUCUUCCUUGGUUCAGAAUAACAUGGAGAUACCUUAAUGAGAGGGUCAGAUCAAAGAAAACAUUCGCCAAGACCAAGGUAGCACUCGGUAUUAUUACCGUCGUGAAAGAACCGCUCUGGUGGGCGGUAACCGGAAAACCGCCGGACUUCCCCCGUUUAUAGUUUUCCCCCCAAGCACAAGUCGUUACCUGUGAAAAAGGCAACACCACUUACCGCCAAAAAAUUACCGCAGUAUGGUACUAUUACCGCCCCCCUCCAAAAGUCGUUGAGGGAAAAUUUUUCUACUUUCGUAGAUAAAAAUCGAGGGCACUCGAUGUGGAAGAUUGAAAGAAGUCUGAGCUGCUCCUGUGAAACGAAGGGGCGAUCUGCCUUAUAGGUCACCGUGUCCUAGAAAAAAGGUCAGGGGUGGGCUUCGGUCAGGCGACUGCGCGGAAAACCCUCCCGCCCUCUCACGGGGGUUUUCGUCAAGGGGACAAGGAGCGGCUGCUAGCAGCAGUGUCGUCAAGGAGUGAUGCAAAAGGAAACUAUAAGCAGACCGCAGGACCAGCCCACAGUUAGUUGGCGGCCAGCUAGCCAGCUGCCAGUUGUGACGUGAACCCAUGCUCAACGGCUUGCCUAGCGGACGGACGUGUUGUUAGACUCCGAACGUCCGGCCUUUCAAUCUAGAAAGCAACGGUGCGUUUUCCUGUUUCGAGUAAGAGUCCCUGAAGUGUGCACCAGCGGAGGUAUUUUGCUCUUAUUUCAAUGUGGCGAGGAAUUGCCAAGCGUGGAUGGCGUUGGUCGGCCUUACUACACCCUAGUUUCAUGAAACGUCAAAGGUGAGAGUGAGCCUCGGGGGCACUCUUUCACCCUCCGGCUGGCCACAGUAGGGGGAGGACCUUCUUUGUAAACAUCUUCAGACCUGGAGAACAUGGUACGUAGGGUCUCGGAUCUACAUUGGUUGUAUGUUCGGCACUACCACUGGGAAGUGAUUUCUACGGCGGCAGUAACCUUUGCAUUUGGCCGGAUCUAUGCUGUUUGUUCGGUAGUUCUUCGUGAUGAAU
Messenger RNA from Ectocarpus sp. CCAP 1310/34, 4672 nucleotides. The record is from the annotation of a GenBank genome assembly. Lineage: Eukaryota; Phaeophyceae; Ectocarpales; Ectocarpaceae.